Messenger RNA from Penicillium longicatenatum, 1530 nucleotides. Its product is annotated as translation initiation factor eIF-2B subunit family protein. The record is from RefSeq and is a predicted model, not a curated record. Lineage: Eukaryota; Fungi; Ascomycota; Eurotiomycetes; Eurotiales; Aspergillaceae. Bases 1 to 1530 code for a protein of 509 amino acids. Gene Ontology annotation, molecular function: S-methyl-5-thioribose-1-phosphate isomerase activity; hydrolase activity. The transcript is spliced from 2 exons.
AUGUCAAAACAACACAGUGAACCAGACUUCAAUCCAAGUUCCGUGGUUUCAUGCUUCAUUUUCUCAGCUGAAAAGGCCAACCCACAGGUCGCCUUGUUUCGACACACGAAUAUUUCGGGAAACAUAGACGCACAUGAAACACCACUGGCGGCUGCAUGGCGGGAAAUAAAGGAAGAAACCACGUUGACUUCCCAACACCUCGAAUUCUGGCGGUAUGGAAGGCCAUAUCCUUUUAACGAUACUAGUGCAGGACGAAAAUGCAUGGUGCAUCCCUUCGCAUUUCGGCUUAGGCACAACGAGCAAGAUGGCCUGCCUGACAAAAUAAAUUGGGAGCACAAGUCCUGGGAAUGGCACGAUCCGGGAAAAGUCGUGGAUGGUGAUAUUCUCGGCGAUGUCCCUCACCUAGCAGAAAGCCUUGGACGAGUCUGGUUCGAAAGAGACAUGAAUCAAGGGGCGAGCGAAGCAUUACAAUCCUGUCUAGAAGAGCUGCAGGUGAAUCAACAGAGCGGAUCCCACGAACUGACUUCCCUCGCACUGAAAGGAUUUCGCGAUGUGUUGGUGCAUCUAAAGGACGAUCCGAGGUGGUGGGACACUACCCGACUGGCAGCAUGGCACAUAUGGAUCAACGGUGGCCAGAGUAUAAGCAUUGGUACCUUGAACGCCUUACUAGCGACUCUGGAUGAUAUAGAGGAUGUAUAUGACCGCGAUAUCGACAACGAGGACAGAUGGGAUUGUACCCUUGCCGUACUAGAUUAUCACCUGGAGAAGCAUCGCAUGCUUCCAUCGCACAUUCAAGAUUCUUUCAUCAAGUAUCUGCAGACGCACUUGAUCCCUAAAGAGAAUGCGCAAUCGCAGAAGCUCACCAUUCUCACUCUGUCAGCUAACGCGACUAUUCGAGAUAGUUUGUUGGAUGUUCUUGCGUCAACACCCAUCUCCCAUCUGGAUAUACACAUUCUCGAGUCUCGUCCCCUCUUUGAAGGCGCUAGCAUGGGCUCGUCUUUACUCGCCGAGUCCCAGGCAAAAUUCACAUCAUCACCAGAUCAAGUUGUGAAAGUCACAGUGCACACAGACGCUUCUGCGGCUCUAGCUUCUGCCAAUGUGGACUUGGUUCUUCUGGGCGCGGACCUGAUUUCCAGCUCGGGAUGCGUGAGCAGUAAGACUGGAUCAUUGCCAGCGGUGCUCAGUGCGAAAUAUAUUAGUCCGAAUGCUAAGGUCUUGAUCCUUAGUGGGAUGGAGAAAGUCUCAGAUAGGGAUAGGGAAGACUUCUACGUGCAGGAAUGUGAUACUGCUGAAGUGAUGAGCAGCUGGCUUUAUAGUGGCAUCAAGGGAGUGAAUAUUCUUCAGGGAUUGCGGGAAAUUGAUGGACCUUCGGAAUCCACAACUCAUGUGGACAAUGUUUAUUUUGAGUGGGUCUCGGCAAAUCUCAUCGAUGGGUAUGUUUGUGAAGAUGGGACUGUUGAUGUCGCGACAAUUAAGCAUAAGGCACAAGAGGUGAAGGAGAGGGCAGACAGAUAUUUCGGGAAUUUGUAA